Molecule: messenger RNA, 921 nt
Organism: Saccostrea echinata
Lineage: Eukaryota; Metazoa; Mollusca; Bivalvia; Ostreida; Ostreidae
Product: coadhesin-like
Exons: 5
Coding region: 1-921 (306 amino acids)
Source: RefSeq, a predicted model, not a curated record
AUGUGGUUAUGCUUGAACAAUUUGAUAGCUAAAAGUUUGGAAACUACAAAUACCUGUUUUAAUCCAAAUGUAAAUUACAAGACUGGUAAAAAACUUGGUGUAUCUCGCAUUAAACGUUUUCGAGAUAUAGGACCAAACUCAUGCUACAUGGAAUGCCAUAGACACGGUAAUUGUCUCUCAUUAAAUUAUAAUUGGAGGCAACUUAUCUGCAAUUUACUAAGACAAAAGCCGACAGAGGGCAUGCUCCUGGAAGACGAUGAGGAUUUUAUCUAUAUGGAAAUUCCUGGUAUUACAGAUCAAAGCGAGAAGAAAUGUGGUGAAGUUACUUGCAACUACUAUUCAACUUGUAUACAUACAUUAUACAGCAGUGUAUGCAUUGAAACAGAAUGUACAGAGCGAAUUCCAGACUUGAAGAAUGGAAAACUAGUGACGCGUUUACGUUCUCCUCAUACAGCUAUAUUUGGAUGUAACCCCGGUUACACAGCUGUGGGUUCUGUAAAUACCAUUUACUGCGCACCGGGAGGAAAAUGGGGAUCCUUAUCUUAUAGCUGUAUGGAACCAAUCCAUGGAAGUUAUAGUCCAUGGGGAGGCUGGACAUCGUGUACAAAAUCUUGUGACACUGGGUCCUACACCAGGAGCAGAGCAUGUAACAACCCAGCACCAAAGUACGGAGGGAAUAACUGUCAGGGGAAUUCAACAGAAACUACGGACUGUAACAUACAAAAUUGCCCAAUUCAUGGAGGUUAUAGUGCUUGGGGAGGCUGGACAUCGUGUACAAAAUCCUGUGACACUGGGUCACGCACUAGGAGCAGAUCAUGUAACAACCCAGCACCAAUGAACGGAGGGAACAACUGUCAGGGGAAAUCAACAGAAACUGCGGACUGCAACAUUCAAGAUUGCUCGGGCUCGGGUAAGCUAUAA